Lotus japonicus is the source of this 579-nucleotide messenger RNA. RefSeq lists its product as uncharacterized. Lineage: Eukaryota; Viridiplantae; Streptophyta; Magnoliopsida; Fabales; Fabaceae. The record is from RefSeq and is a predicted model, not a curated record. The transcript is spliced from 3 exons. The coding region runs from base 78 to 323 and encodes 81 amino acids.
GGGCCCAAACCCAAUUCCCCUUUGUUAGUCUCGGAAGCAGGAAACAGAGUGAGAAAGAGAGAAGAAGAAGAAGAAAAAUGGUACUGAGCGCGACGGCGAUCGGCGCCUUAUUGGGUUUGGGCACCCAGAUGUACUCCAACGCCCUCCGCAAACUGCCCUACAUGCGCCAUCCAUGGGAGCACGUUUUGGGAAUGGGAAUUGGCGUGGUGUUCGUUAACCAGCUUCUGAAAUGGGAGGCUCAGGUUGAACGUGAUCUCGAUGUCAUGCUCGAGAGGGCCAAAGCAGCUAACGAAAGACGUUACAUAGAUGCAGAUGAAGAUUAGUGUAUGCGGUCAAGGAUUGCAGCAGUUGGUGAGAAUAAUAAUGAAAUGUAUUAAACUUGUUACAUUUGUUUUAUGAUUUCAUGUCACCAUGGUUGAAAAGCUGUUAAGCUUUUUCAAGCUAAUCAACCUAUUUUGUGCACAAGCUUCAGCAAGCUGUAAAACUGUUUGAUGAAAAUGUUAUGGGCUUAUGUCAUCAUGAAUAGCAUGAUUCAAUCGAAUAAUUUGGUUUAUUAUCACAGUUAUUUUGUGACACCAA